AUGACGACUUCCCUACCUCCUGCAGCGGGGGUAAUUCCGACAGUCCUCUCCUCCUCCAUCUCAUCUCCGUCCUCCUGCGUGUCUUUGCCUCUAUCCUUUCUCCUUCUCCUUCUUCUCCGGCUCAGACUCCAUCCAGCCAUAGCCUCGACGACCCUCCUCACCCCCUUCGCCUGCGUCGUCGCCCUGUUCGCCGUCGCCACCGCAGGCUCCGACGCGCCGCGCGGCGUCGCCGUCGGCUUCGUGUUCGACAUCAACGCGAAGUGCGAGCCGCCGUGCGAACACGCAGGAGUGUGCAUCCGCAACAACACAUGCUUCUGCUCCAGAGGCUACGAAGGAGAGAGCUGCCAGUAUGCCAACUGUUUUCCCAAGUGUAAGAACGGAGGCGUGUGUCUUCGUCCUGGAAAGUGCAGAUGUCUCGCCGGCUUUGGAGGACGAUACUGUCACAAAGUCACGUGUGAUGGAGGUUGCUGGAACGGCGGAGAAUGCACCGCCGUCAACGGAGUGGCCAAGUGCAUCUGUCCGUCAAGCUGGACCGGCUCCAAAUGCCAAGAGGCCAUUUGUCCACAGGGCUGCAGGAACGGGGGCAGCUGUGUGGCCCCAGGAAUCUGCAGCUGUCCAGAGGGAUGGCUGGGCGGAGCCUGCCACACGGCUGUUUGUUCUCAGCCCUGCCUGAACGGAGGGAAGUGCAUUUCUCCCGACAAAUGUCGCUGUCGCUCGCCUUUCUCCGGCGUUCGUUGUGAGGAGAGGAAAAAGUUUCACUAGAGUAAACUCAGCCGGAGGUCACAGGUCAACGGGGCCCAAUCAGGGACGAGGACAGCUUUAACUGAACAUUGUUAACACUUAAUAACUUGUAAUAUGUUCUUUUUUACUGUAAAAACAUGUAUUAUACUUUAAUUUGUCAAUGAAUUGCAUGAAUUAUCAAAGCUCAUUUAGAAAGAAAAAGAAAUGGUAGAAUUUUCUUUUAUUUUGUCAUGUGUUACUUGUAUCACAGUGAAAUUUGGUGCUAAUAAAAACAUUUUGAACAAA
Messenger RNA from Solea senegalensis (Senegalese sole), 1026 nucleotides. It is a transcript of the gene seraf, whose product is annotated as von Willebrand factor D and EGF domains. Lineage: Eukaryota; Metazoa; Chordata; Actinopteri; Pleuronectiformes; Soleidae. The record is from RefSeq and is a predicted model, not a curated record. Gene Ontology annotation, molecular function: signaling receptor binding. The transcript has 6 exons. Gene Ontology annotation, biological process: anatomical structure development. Bases 1 to 762 code for a protein of 253 amino acids. Gene Ontology annotation, cellular component: extracellular region; cell surface.